Messenger RNA from Paramecium pentaurelia, 2142 nucleotides. Lineage: Eukaryota; Ciliophora; Oligohymenophorea; Peniculida; Parameciidae. The record is from the annotation of a GenBank genome assembly.
AUGCCUACGAAUAAAAAGAAACAGAAUACCAAAAAUAAGUAAGAAAAUAAUACAGAUUAAACUAAAUAACAAGAAUAAAUUGAAUCUGUUCCAGAUAUAGAUAAUAAAAUAGAAGAACAAGAAAUUAAAGAUGAAUAAAGUAAUGGAUUUUUUAUUAUAUAAUUAGAUAAUUAGUAAGAAUUAGAUAAUUAGGAGACUAUAUAAUAAAAUUAGCAGACAACAAAUGAUUAAAUAACAUAGGAAUAACCCUAAAAUAAUUUUAAACAUGAAUAAAACAAUCAAUUAGAAGAAAUUCAAAAUACCCAUUAAGAAUAAGAGAACGAUUAAUUAGAAUAGUUUAAUGAUGCUUAACAAUAAAAAUAAUAAGAUUAAAUAACUGAUUCAUAAGAAUAAAUCAAAAAUACACAAAAUGAAGUUUAAUAACCUUCUUAACAGAAAGAUUAAGAUGACUCAUAACAUAAGAGAUCUUCAAUAUAAAAUGAAUAAAGAUCAGUAGAGACCUAACAUUUAAAAGAAAAAAUAGAACAUGUUACUGAUGAAUCAUCCAAUUUGUAAUUAGACAAAAAUUAAAAUCAGGUAGAUCAACAAGCAAAUAACACUUAGGGAUAGAAUUAGUAUGAAGAAACUAAUUAAUUUAAAGAACCAAAAUUACAAAGUCAACCUUCACCUGAUUCUCCAAAUGAUGAAAUUAUGAAACCUUCUUCAAAACCUAAUGUCUCACUUUCUAUACAUGAAAAUGAAGUUGAACAUUCUGUAGAUACUCCAACUUAAAAACCUAUGAAUGAGAUAGCCAUUGUUUAGAUUUAAUAACAUGAAGUUAUUUUAAAUGCUUAGGUUCCUAUAAUUAUUGAAAAGAGAAAUGAUUAAGUUAUGAUAGAAGGUGCUCCAUAAACCUAGUUGAGGAAAUAAAAUGAUGAAGUCGUUUUAGAGAGAGUCUAAGUCUAAGAAUAAAAAAUGGAAAAAUAAAUUGAAUAAACAAAUAUAGAAGUUUAACCAAAAAUACAUAUAGAAUAAAAUUAAUAAAUAGAAUUAGAGAAAUAACCAUAAAUGUAGUAAUAAGUAAUUAUAGAGAAGACAGAAACAUAAAGUUAAGUUUAAUUAGAAAUAUAAAAAAAUAGAAGUGAAAUUUUUACAGAAGAAAAGACUUAAAUGUAAACAGAAAAUUCAAAUGAAAGUAUUUACUUAUAAUAAAUACCAAUUGUUUAAUUAGAACAUCACUAGAAUGUUUCUAUUGAACAACAACCUGAUAUUUAUUUGGAAUCAAGAAAUAUAGAUACUUAAAUUGAGAUAUGUCCUUAAAUUUAAAUUCCACUUAAUGCAUAAACAACAUCUCUUCAAGAACAUCCAAUUAUUAAUUUAGAGAUUAAUCAUAAUAUCCAUCAAUUACAUCCAAGUCCUGAUGUCUAAUCAAUACAAACUUAAUAAUUUAAUUAAAUAGAACAUUAACCACAUGUAUCUGUUGAAUAAUAAGGAUAAGCUUAAUAUUCUGUCUAAGCACCUAAAACAGAAGUCUAGAUUAAUUAGAUUUAAAGUAGUUCUGAACCAUAAUAAUAAUUAAAGGUGGAAUCUAAUCAAAUAUAAACAUAAUUAAUUUAAGAAGAGGAGAAAGUCAAUGUGAAAUAUGAAGAUCAAACUCAUAUAGAGAAUCAACCAUCUCAUGAAAUAACUAAUGUAGAGAAAAGAGAAAUCAUUGAAUAGAAACCACUCUUGCACACUGAAUAAAAUUCAAAUCCUGUUGAAGUAAGUCAUAAUGAUACUGUUAGAAUUGAAGGAUAUUAUGUUGAUUAAAAAAAUAAUCAAUAAUAAUAAAAAAAGUAAGUUCCUUUAUUUGCUGACUCUCCAACAUAAUAAAUUAGAGAUUCAGAACCUUUAUAACCUCAAAAUGAUGCAGAACGAUAAUUCUUAAAUAGGUCUUAGUCUGAAAUUCAUUCAUCUUAAUCAAAAAUACUUCAAUAAGUACCAUAAGAAGUUGGAGCAUUAGGGUUAUCUGUUGCUGCUGCUGCUGGUGCUUCAUAAUUUAUUAUGAAAAAUGGAGUUAAAUCUAAGGAAGGCUUAUUUGCAGCUUUGGCUGGUUCAGCUAUAUUGUAUGCUGGUUAUAGAUUAUUUAAGUCUAAGAGUUAACAAAAUUAACAAAGAGAUUGA